AUGGCGGAGACGGUGGUGAGCAUGGCGAGGUCCAUGGUGAGGGGCGCCAUCAGCGUGGCAGCUUCUGCCGCUGCCGCUGAGGUGGGCCUCCUCGUCGGCGUCCGAAAGGAUAGGUUCAUUAAAGAUGAACUCGAGACGAUGGAGGCAUUCCUGGAGGUCGCUGAAUCAAUAAACAAGAAAGAUGUGCUCCUGAAGGUGUGGGCAAAACAAGUAAGGGAUCUGUCCUACAACAUUGAAGAUUGCCUCAAUGAGUUCAUGGUGCAUGUUGGAAGCCAAAGCUUGUUACGUCGGCUCAUGAAGCUCAAAGAUCGUCAUCGGAUUGCCACACAGAUCCGUGAUCUCAAAGCAAGAGUUGAAGAAGUAAGCAUCAGGAACACACGCUACAACUUGAUCAAGGGGGAGGCCUCCAACACAAUUGGUGACAUGGAUUCUCACAUGGAAGAUGUUCGCAAUCACUCUGCUAGCAACAUUGAUGAAGCAGAACUUGUUGGCUUUUCCAAGCCGAAGAAGGAUUUAAUCAAGUUGAUUGAUGUCAAGACUAAAGAUGGUGCAGCCAAGGUGGUAUUUGUUGUUGGCAUGGGUGGUUUAGGAAAGACUACUCUUGCCAGGAAAGCAUUUGAAAGUAAGGAAGAUACUGUGAAUAAUUUUUCUUGCCGGGCUUGGAUCACAGUCUCACAGACAUUUUCCAAGAUAGAGAUGCUCAAGGAUAUGAUCAUGCAACUUUUUGGAAAUGAAGAACUGAAGAAGCGGCUGAAGGAACUUGAGGGGAAGACAGUGCAAGUAGAUGAUCUCGCCAGCUACCUUAGGGAAAAGCUACAUGAGAAGAGGUACUUUAUUGUUCUUGAUGACUUGUGGACCAUUGAUGCAUGGGGGUGGAUCAAAGAUAUUGCUUUUCCUACUACCAACAUCAAAGGUAGCCGGAUAAUUGUAACAACACGAGAUAUUGGCCUAGCUCAGGAGUGUACUUCCAAAUCGCUUAUUUACCACCUUAAACACUUACGGAUAGAUCAAGCAACAAAUUUGCUUCUGAAAACGAUUGGGAAAACACACGCAGAAACAAAAAGUGAUGAAAAGAUGCGGAACAUGAUUUCCAAAAUAGUAAAUAAGUGUGGUGGUUUACCAUUGGCUAUACUCACCAUAGGAGGUUUGCUUGCUACCAAAGUGGUAGAAAUGUGGGAGAGUAUUUAUGAGCAGAUCCCUUCAGAGCUUGGGACUAACCGAAGCCUUGAAGCAAUGAGGAGGAUGGUCACUCUUAGUUACAACCACUUGCCAUCUCAUCUUAAAUCAUGCUUCCUAUAUUUAAGCAUCUUUCCGGAGGAUUUUGAAAUCAAGAGAAGACGUUUGGUUGAUAGAUGGAUAGCAGAGGGGUUUGUUAGAGCUAGUGGUGGAGUGAAUGUUGAGGAUGUUGGAAUAGGUUAUUUCAAUGAGCUAAUCAACCGAAACAUGGUUCAACCAUCAAAAGUGAACAUAGAAGGAAUUGUUAAGAGCUGCCGGGUCCAUGAUAUCAUGCGAGAUGUAAUGGUCUCAAUUUCUAGAGAUGAAAACUUCGUGCACCUCAUGGGAGAUAGUGAAGCCGGUGUAGUAGAUGGAAACUUCCGUCAUGUAGCAUACCAUGGUAGCGGGUGCCAGAAUAUUGGUGUGGAUUGGAGCCAUGUUCGGUCAUUGACAAUGUUUGGUGAUAGACCCAUGGGCCCCUCACCUUCAGUUUGUUCAACCGGCAUGAGGAUGCUUAGAGCCUUGGAUCUGAAGAAUACACUGUUUAAAAUUAGACAAAAAGAUAUCAACAACAUUGGGUUGUUGCGCCAUUUGAAAUAUGUGGAUCUUAAAGGAGCUUCAUGUAUAUAUUCUCUUCCAAAGUCUAUAAGGAAAUUACGAGGAUUACAGAACUUAGACAUUGGAAGGAGUUCUAUAGCAGCACUGCCAACUGGGAUCACUGAACUCCAUAGUCUCCGCAGCCUUCGCUGUAGCAGAUGGUAUUCAUACGACUUUUUUGAUAAGGAUGAACCCAUGGACUGUUUGAUGCACACAUUGCGCCUGCCAAUGCUAUGCACACCUUUAGCUGAUGCUGAUCAUCGUGCUGAAGUAACUGCUGAGCUACAUAUGGGAUACUCUAGCCGGUGGUCCAAGACAGAUGGUGUGGUGAUUCCAAGAGGGAUCAGUAAAUUAAAGGAGCUACAGAUACUAGAAGUGGUGGACAUCAAUCAAACUAGCAAGAAGGCAGUUAAAGAGUUGGGGGAGCUUAUUCAGCUAAGAAAACUAAGCAUGGUAGGUAAAGGAAGGUUUGCCGAGCAAAAACGCAAGAUAUUGUAUCUCGGUGCCGCCAUAGAGAAGCUCUCUUCCCUGCGCUCUCUUAGUCUGGAUGUUGACCAUAAUGGAUCACUCGAGUGGUUGCAUAAUGUUUCCUCCCCUCCUCCCCUGCUAAAUAAGUUGAAGUUGCUUGGAGAUCUUGGAGGGAAGAUGCCCGAGUGGGUUGGAAGUCUGAAGCAUUUGGUGAAGAUUCACUUGAAGCGGAGCCACCUAAAGGAAGGUCAAGUCACGGAAAUGCUAGGAAGGCUGCCCAAGCUCAUGCUCCUCCGUCUAAAUAUUUAUGCUUAUGUUGGGAACAAGCUAGUGUUCAGAGAAGAAGCAUUUGUGAAUCUGAGAACACUAUGCAUUACUAGUCAGUAUGAGCUGAGGGAGGUGAGAUUCGAGAAGGGCUCCUCGCCCAAGAUGGAAAUGAUAGAAUUCACUUGGUGCAAGUUGGAAUCAGGAAUUGUUGGUAUCAAUCACCUUCCAGUGCUCAAGCAGAUUUCACUUGGUUACCACGGGAAAGUGGCGAACCUCGGUAUGCUGCAAGCUGAAGUGGACGCACACCCCAACCAUCCCGUGCUGCAACUCAAAGAGGACCGCAGCAAGCAUGACUUGGGGAACAUCGCAAAAGGAUCGGAUGUUGUAGAAACAGAGGAGGAAGAGGAAGCAUCCCUCCUCUCAGAGACUUGUACGAGAUCUGCUUUACACUUACAAUUCAUGCUGAUGCUGCUCGCCUCUUGGAGAAGUGGAAGAUCCAACCGACUAUGUCACAAGACGCUACUCAAGUUUGGUGGCUGGUGGUGA
This is a messenger RNA of Triticum turgidum subsp. durum (durum wheat), 3093 nucleotides long. The record is from the annotation of a GenBank genome assembly. Lineage: Eukaryota; Viridiplantae; Streptophyta; Magnoliopsida; Poales; Poaceae.